AUGAUGGAGGAGAUGGAGGAGGGAGAGGACGGAAAGAUGGGCGACAUGAGCGGAUCCCCUUUGGUUCGGUCGCUACGAGCUCGUCUAGAACGCGCUGAGGAUCAAGUCCGGCGAGCCCGCGAAAGGGAAAAAGCUCUUCGAGAAAGAUUGGAAGGAGAUGAUAUCUCACAUUUGCUUGCUGCACAACGCUCACAGGCGGAACUCUUGAGCGAUCAGCUGAAAGAGGCUCAUCGAGUCGCCGACGAAGCACACGACAAAUAUCGACAGCUAUUAAAAGAGCAUGGCGAAUGUCAAGAGAAGUUGAUGGAAAAAGAGCAAGAGAAUUCGAAGCUGCAAAUGAGUCUGAACGAAGCAAAGAAACAGCUUGAGAGCGUGAGCGAGCUAGAGAAGAAGGAAAGUGAUAUGAAGAAACAGCGCGAAAUAGAAAAUCUGAGUCAAGAAAUUGAAAUGCAGCAAAUGGAUAUCUUGGCUUUGCAACGACAACUUGCUGAGUCUGCCACGGAAGAUGCAGGUCCUCGAACAACUGCAAAAAGAUUUGGACGACUCAACGAACCUUUCAAGGCAUUGCGAGCAAAGUUGAAUGAGGUAGAGCAAUGGGCCUCAAAGUCGAUGCAUUACAAACAAGAGUUGGAACUCAAGGAUAAGGAGUUGACGGAGAUCAAACGCGAGAUGCAAGAUAAGACCCUGGACUAUGAAUCCAUGAAGGGGAGGCUGGAAAACGCGCAUGCCGACCUGCAGGAAUGUCGCGAGAGGAUCGCAGAGCUCCUCGAAAGUCACGAGAAAGAAAUAGAGGAGAAGGCUGAGGAGUUUGAACAAAUGUUGACAAAAGUUCAUAAAUCAUCCAUGCUGCUUGAGCAGAACAGUAUUGGAAAGAUCGAUAGGCUGCAAAAGCAAAAACAAGAACUUCUCAAAAAUUUGACCAAGACGAAUUUUGCAUUGGAAGGAAAACAAAAGCUUGAGCAGCUUUCAAACAAAGACGUAUCUGCUCAGAUUAAGUAUCAACUUACGAUGCAAUACAUCACCUUCUCACCGUAUUUCAACAGAUUUUUCAAAAGCAGACUGAUUGAGAUGGAACAAACAAGUCAAGUCGACAAGGACAAAUUGGAAGAUUUCGAUCACUACGCUUCUGAUUUGAACAUCGGGCUGAUACGAGUCGAGGAAAUGGUGAUAAUGUGUGAGAACCGUUUGAAGGAGGUCAUCAGGAAGUUGAAGGAUCAAGACGAUUUUCUUGACCCUGUCAACAUUGACUUUGCUCCCGUGAGCGAAGCUGAGUCCAGAGAUGUUGAGAGCUACAAGAGGAGGGUUGAGGAGUUGGAGGAGAAAUUACAGCUUCUACGCUCAAACUCUGUCCCUAUCGAGGAAUACAAACAACUCUCAGAAGGAGUAUUGAACGAAUGUGCAUCUGUUCAAAAGAAUGCGAUGCAAAACAUCAGCGAGAGGUUCCGAAAGCAAGGAGACGUAAUCGCGAAUCUGGAACGUGAAAAACGUAUCCUUGGAUGCUGCUUGCUUUCCUGUCUUACUCAAAAGACAGGAGAGCUUUCUCAGUCCCUCCAGACUGCUAACUCAAACCUGAGCCAUUUCAGAUCCUCGCUUGCUUACUACAAAAGUACUCUUCAACAAGCACAGAAGGAAUACGCAAGACAGAAAUCAGAAUUGAUGGCAACGGUAUCCAAUCUGCAGAACAGGUUGAAACAGACGCAAAAGGAAUUAGAGGAUGCGCAAGAUCAUAUCAACAAGAGAACACAGUCAACAGAACAAUCUUUGCGUGAUUUACAGCUUCAACUCAACGAUGCACGGAACGGCAAAGCUUUGGUUGAAGCAGAACUACACUCGGCAGAGCAGGACAUAAUUAAGCUAAAGUCCGUCAUUAAGUAUGCAACCGACGCUGUUCGCAAAGCUGCGGAACAGAGAUCCGAGUUGACUGCGAUGAUCAACGAAGGUGAAGUUGAGAAGGAGAAAUUUGAAGAGAUGAAUGCAAAACUUGCCGAGAUCGAGCAAGAUCGAUCAGAAAUAUUUCAAAAACUGAGCGAAAGUAUAUACAGAGAACAUCAAGCCCUUCGGCAGCUGGAUGAAGUCAAACACCGGGAAGGUAUAGCUCUCGAAGAGUUGGAACGAUUGCGGAACGAAGUGAAAGAGAGCAAGUCGAGCGGGGACAGUCAACACCUGCAGAUACAGGAGAAAGCGCAGGAGAUGAACCUGUUGAGGAUGAACACAGCUCCUCUUGCCAGGAGCAUCACGGAGGAAGUCAGAUCCAUUCGUGAAGAUCUUCAGAAGAGCGCAGCUCUGUGGACGCUGCCGAAUGAGCGACUGCUGGAGGAGCGAGCGAGGUAUCGUGACCAAAUCAUUCGGUUGGAAGGACAGAUCUCCGAACAUACAAGACAGAUGCUUCAGGUGACGCAAGACUAUGAAGAAAGAUUGAGGAGAGCUGAAGGGCAGCGUGUGCGUCGGAGCUGGGCACAAACACAAGAAGCGAGCAAGGCCGAGGUGAACAGCGUGAAGCCUGAGAAGCCCAAGUCAACACCCAAGGAGAGGAAGGAGAGGAAGGUUGAGGGUAAAGUCUCACCCCAGCGCAUGAGAGCAGCCAUGUCUCCGCUUCGAUCGCCGAAACCUGUCAAGUCGGACAGCGACAGCGACAGCGACGAGUCGAGGCUGGCGAGGAGGAUGAAGCGAGUGAGCGCGGCACAUAAGGCAGAGGCGACGAGGAGGGAACAAGUUAGGCAGGCAGUGGAUGAGGAGUCCAACGAUGAGGACGACUACGUCCGAUCCAGCAGAGUUCGUUUCUCUCGCGAUGGGACCCCAGCCAAGGCGGUGGAGGAGCGAGGGGGCCAAGUGAAGGAGGAGAAGGUGAACGGAAGGCCGUCGCUGGGAAGCUCGUUCCUCGCGGCGAUGGAGAUAGAGCAGAGGAUGUUCGGACGAUGA
Molecule: messenger RNA, 2919 nt
Organism: Guillardia theta CCMP2712
Lineage: Eukaryota; Cryptophyceae; Pyrenomonadales; Geminigeraceae
Exons: 22
Coding region: 1-2919 (972 amino acids)
Source: RefSeq, a predicted model, not a curated record